This is a messenger RNA of Orussus abietinus, 1790 nucleotides long. RefSeq names its product caspase-2 (gene Dronc). Bases 275 to 1540 code for a protein of 421 amino acids. NCBI's taxonomy places the organism in Eukaryota, Metazoa, Arthropoda, Insecta, Hymenoptera, Orussidae. The record is from RefSeq and is a predicted model, not a curated record. Gene Ontology annotation, biological process: regulation of apoptotic process; proteolysis. The transcript has 6 exons. Gene Ontology annotation, molecular function: cysteine-type endopeptidase activity.
UUUUCCGUCAAAGCUGAGGACAGCACUGCCUGCAGUACGUCAUAAAGAUUUACAUGUUUUUGUACGUACUAUUAAUUUCUACCUGGAUAAAUCAGUGUUGUGUUCGGAUGCUGAUCCGUUGACGGUUCUUGAUGGAAAAUAUGUUUUUUGGUACAGUGGAUGUAUAGAUGCCUUCAGAAUUUUGGAAUCUUUAUACAUGACAAUUAUUCCGAUGCCGAUGUGCAAUUGUAGUAUUUUCACUCAGACCUGCCGAUAACAGAGCAUUCAUAUUAAAAUGAAUAAAGAUCAUCGUAGGAGGCUCGACUUGCAUUGUGAUGAGGUUGUCCAGAGAAUCAAUUUUGAUGCUCUGUGGCCAAAAUUAUUAGAGAACGGAAUAUACAAUCGUGAUGACGUAAAUAUUCCCAUUUGGACGAAGAGUCCUGUGACAAUAACAACAGUGCGCGAUGUGUUCCUGACCAUUAAGACUCGAGGGCCUCGAGCGUUUGAGAAUCUAUUGAAAAGCUUUCGGGAGUCUGGCCAUGAAGAUCUUGCUGAUUUACUGGCGGAGCAAAAAGAACCAUCCGUUAAGGCUAAAGUAUUUAACUACAAAAAGGAUGUGGAAAAUAAUAUUUCCAACAUGACAAAGCCCUUUAUGGACUUGAAGGACGAAUACUUUGAACGUAUGCAGAGCUGCGACGAGCCGUUGGAAAUUAAGGUGAGACCAGCCUUGACUUUCUUGGAUUGUCCAUCCUUGAUCGAAACUGUUGAAAGAUAUCCCAUGAGAAGUAAUCCUCGUGGCUUUGUGUUAAUUAUCGCGAAUAUUCAAUAUAUUAAUGAGAGAAGCAGAGCUGGAGCUGAACAUGAUGAAAAGAAUCUUGAAGAGCUCUUUAAACAAAUGGGCUUUGAAGUGACGACUCUCUGUAACCUAACUGGCAAGCAAAUUAAGGAUGCCAUCAGAGAAUUUUCUUGUCAAAAAGACUUUCACAAAGUCCACUCCUGCUUUGUUGUAAUCACUAGCCAUGGUGACCAAGUUGCUGAUGACAGUCUUGAAACGGAGAUACAAGGUGUCGACUUCAAUUCGCCCCGUUAUCAGCCAGUCCUGUGUACAGAAAUCCUUGAUUUCUUUACAGUCGAAAGGUGUCGGGCCUUGGCUGGUAAACCAAAAGUAUUUAUCUUCCAAGCUUGCCGAGGCCAAAGAAUACAGAAAGCUAUUCCUAGAAACGUGACUGAUACUUGUGUGAAAACAGACAGUAUAGGAAAAAUCGAUCUCAAUGUUCAGACAACAAGGAAUUAUUCCGACAUUUUAGUAGCGCACUCAACAAUGCCAGGGUUUGCAGCAAACCGAGACAUCAAAACAGGAAGUUGGUUCAUACAGAUUCUCUGUGAUGUUUUCAUGAAUUAUGCCUGUACGACGCACUUGCAAGAUUUAUUUAAUAUGAUUGACUCCAGAAUAGAGUGUAUUCGAACUGAAGACAACAGCUGUCAAACUUUAACAGUGACAUCAAUGGGUUUCAGCAAACAUUGUUACUUAAACCCGGGACUCUUUGAAGAAGAUAGAUAAUUAUAAUUUUCAUGCGCCGCCCAAAUUCCAAUCAACGAAUGAAUUACUGUACAAAUACUGCUACUACGUGUCAAUACCUUAGACUAAGUGAUGCUUAUCACAAAACCGAUGCAUUUACACAGAACUUCCAGCAAUUGCUAAGCGAUGUAAUCCUAGAUCGACUGAAGACAGCCUGUAAUAUUCAUUAGAGAUUUUGUACUUUACUUGCAACAUAUGAAAUUUAAAAUAUCCAGUUAAAUCAAAGAUCUAA